AUGCAAGCCGUCGUUAAGGUUCUAGCAGUCGCCUGCGUCUUCCAAGCAGUGUUGGCCGUUCCAUUCAAAUCUGAAGUUGAUGAACCUAAAUUGGAUGUAGUGCAACAAAAUUUGAUUGAAAACGAAAAUAACUUGGCCGAAGCUGUCAACGCCUUAGAAGAAAGACAAGAUGAACUGGAAGAUUCUUUAAGGGGCAAAAAGAGCUUAUACCAAGUUCCAAAGAGCUAUGUACCUAAGAGUUACUCAGUAGCUGCACCAGUACAAUCCUAUCAAGCUCCUGCUCCUGCUUCUUACCAAGCUCCUGUCGCUUACCAACCAGCCCCUGCUAGCUACCAAGUUGCAUCCUACUCUGCUCCUGCUGCUUCAGCCGCUUACCAAGCUCCUGCCGCUGCUCCCGCCGCCGUGUACCAACCAGCCCCAGCUGCCCAAGUUGUUUCAUACCAAGCCGCUGCCCCAGCUGCCUGCCUACGCUGCUCCCGCUGCCGCAUACGCCGCCCCUGCUCCAUCUUACGCUGCUCCUGCUCCCGCUUAUGCCGCCCCCCGCACCUCAACGUUGCUCCUGUUCCAUGCAGCCAAGCUUUCCAACCACCACAAGUGCAAUUGACACCAUACGUCGCUCCCCAAGCUCCAGUCGUUUACAAGAAACCCGCUGGUGGUUACAGGGCUGCCGAUGAAGAGAGGGAAGACAUGGUCAAGAACAUGAACUAA
Ctenocephalides felis (cat flea) is the source of this 708-nucleotide messenger RNA. RefSeq names its product pupal cuticle protein C1B-like. The record is from RefSeq and is a predicted model, not a curated record. Bases 1 to 708 code for a protein of 235 amino acids. Lineage: Eukaryota; Metazoa; Arthropoda; Insecta; Siphonaptera; Pulicidae. The transcript is spliced from 2 exons.